Molecule: messenger RNA, 576 nt
Organism: Octopus sinensis (East Asian common octopus)
Lineage: Eukaryota; Metazoa; Mollusca; Cephalopoda; Octopoda; Octopodidae
Product: hydroxymethylglutaryl-CoA synthase, cytoplasmic-like
Exons: 1
Coding region: 1-576 (191 amino acids)
Biological process (GO): acetyl-CoA metabolic process
Molecular function (GO): hydroxymethylglutaryl-CoA synthase activity
Source: RefSeq, a predicted model, not a curated record
AUGCCUGUCAAUCGCACAAAUCUCGGAAUAGUGUCAAUGAGCGCCUAUGUUCCCAAGUUGUACGUAGGCCAGGAUGACCUCGAGCGACUGGACGGAGUCUCCACCGGGAGAUACACAAUCGGAAUAGGCCAAUCACAAAUGGCAUUCUGCAGCGACCGGGAAGACGUGGUCUCUCUGGCCAUGAACGCUGUGGACAAACUAAUGAGGACGUGCAAAAUAGACUACAAAGACAUUGGAAGACUGGAAGUGGGGACCGAAUCAAUCGUGGACAAGUGCAAGUCCGUGAAGAGUUACCUGAUGGCUCUCUUUGCCGAAAGUGGCAACCGAAACGUGGAAGGAGUGGACUGCAUAAAUGCCUGCUAUGGCGGGACUGCUGCUCUUUUCAAUUCUAUUAAUUGGCUCGAGUCAUCUGCCUGGGAUGGUCACGUGUUAUGUCACGUGGGUAGGUCGGAGAUAUGCCUUGGUCGUGAUGGUCGACAUUGCUGUGUACUCCUCGGGGAAUGCUCGUUGUACGGGCGGGGCGGGGGCCGUGGCUGUGCUUUUGGGCCCCAAUGCUGCCAUUGUCCUCGAGAAUAG